AUGUCUUCCUACUUGGAGAAGCAGUCAGCCGCCUUCAAGGGCACGCUCGCAUCGGCAGCGUCCAAGCUCUCGAACCCGAUGAGCGUCAAGGCCGCGGCGCUCGCGCCCCCGUCGCCGUCGCCGUCUGCGGCCUCGGACGGCGCGACACCGACGCCGACGGCCAAGCGCAAGAGGGAAGCGCACCCCGAGGUGUACUCGCAGCCGCAGCUGACGGGCUACGGCGUCGACGUCAAGUCGCACAUGAAGUUUGCCGUCGACUUUCUCAAGGCCCGCGGCGCGUCCAAGUCGAUGAAGGACAUCAUCGACCACCUGAGCGUCCGCAACACUAGCGACGAGCACAAGCAGCAGCUCGCCGAGGGCCUGCGCGGCCACCCCCGCGUCGAGUGGCGGCCCGACACGAGCUUAAGCGAGCAGACGUGGCAGACCGGCACGUACAGCUACCGGGCCGUGGUCCCCGGCGUGACGGACGCCACGAGCCUGCUCGCCUUUUUGCAGCGCAAGACGGACGCCUCGAGCCUCGCCGUCCGCGACCUCAAGGACGGCUGGCCCGACUGCGAGGACACGCUUGCCCGCCUCGAGGCCGAGCACAAGAUCCUCGUCACCCGCACCAACCGCGAAAACUUUCCCCGCCACGUCUGGCUCGACGACGCCUCGCUGCACCACGACAUCCAGCCCGAGUUUCAGGCUCUGUGGCGUCGCGUCCAGAUUCCCAGCGUUGACGACAUGCACCGCAAGCUGACCAACGCUUCGCUCAAGCCCACGAGCGAGGACCCGCGCAAGAUUGCGGCGGCGGCCGGUAACAAGCCCAAAGCGCAGAAGAAGCGUGCCAGCAAGCGCGGCGGCAAGCAGACCAAUGUUCACAUGACGCACCUCUUGCAGGAUUAUAGCAACUUGCGACGCUGA
Molecule: messenger RNA, 903 nt
Organism: Beauveria bassiana ARSEF 2860
Lineage: Eukaryota; Fungi; Ascomycota; Sordariomycetes; Hypocreales; Cordycipitaceae
Product: transcription initiation factor IIE subunit beta
Exons: 1
Coding region: 1-903 (300 amino acids)
Biological process (GO): transcription initiation at RNA polymerase II promoter
Cellular component (GO): transcription factor TFIIE complex
Source: RefSeq, a predicted model, not a curated record